Messenger RNA from Meira miltonrushii, 2124 nucleotides. Its product is annotated as E1-like protein-activating. NCBI's taxonomy places the organism in Eukaryota, Fungi, Basidiomycota, Exobasidiomycetes, Exobasidiales, Brachybasidiaceae. Gene Ontology annotation, molecular function: Atg12 activating enzyme activity; Atg8 activating enzyme activity. The coding region runs from base 1 to 2124 and encodes 707 amino acids. The transcript has 2 exons. Gene Ontology annotation, biological process: piecemeal microautophagy of the nucleus; C-terminal protein lipidation; autophagosome assembly. Gene Ontology annotation, cellular component: cytoplasm; phagophore assembly site. The record is from RefSeq and is a predicted model, not a curated record.
AUGGCUGAGGGGAAUCCAAGUGAUCCAUCUGGAUCAAAAUUGGAGCCAGUACAGUUCUCGCCUUUUUCAUCCCAAAUUUCACCAUCAUUUUGGACCACUUUAGCAUCAUUCAAGAUUGAUCGUGCUCAGCUGUCAGACGACAGGAUCGAAAUUCGAGCAAAAUAUACAAUUGGAAAACAAGUAAAGGAUCGUUCAACUUCUGAAAUCGUUCGGUUACCGACAAACAUAUCAUUGGACUCUUCUUCGCUUGAAACGGUGGAAAAUGAAAAUACUCGUGGAGAAAGCGGAGGUGCAGGAGAGUCACAAGUUGAGGUUGUAGGUUCCUUAAAGAAUUUCAAUACAAUCGAAGAAUUCAAAAAGGCAGACAAGAUGGAAAUCCUACAGGAAACAGCAAACGCUCUUUUGAUCAGUAUGAUGCAAGAUGAAGAUCCUAUACCCUCUCUCAAUCGCUUCCUUUGUUUAAGCUUUUCAGAUUUGAAAAAGUACAAAUUCUAUUAUUGGUUCGCAUAUCCUGCACUUUUGUCCAAACCGCAUUGGCAUACAGUUGGAUCGGAUUGGUCUAAUGUGAAGUCCACAUGGGGAGAAGCUGAACUGCAAAAGCUUUCAUCAUCUUUGCGUGAACGGUCAAGAAUUGUCGAUCAUGGCUUCUUCUUGAUCCGACCGGACGGCUCAACAGCAAAGAUUAUGGAAUUCGAAAGCUUCUUCAGAGAUGUUGAUCAGGAUCGCCGAGCUAUUGGGUUUAUCGACCCUUCAGCUCUUUCAGAUACUCCAGGCUGGCCGCUAAGAAAUCUAUUGUCACUUUUGUCGAUACGAUUCGACGUUCAGAAAAUACGAGUGGUAUGUUGGAGAAACGAGGUAGAAAGUGGAUCUCAAGCAUCGCAAACAAUGCAACUAGGAGAUCGGAUGUUGCCAUUCACAUCGCUGCCCGAUACGCCUUCAAAGCCUUCAGCUGUUGGCUGGGAGAGAAAUAAUUCAGGAAAGUUGGCACCAAAGAUGGCAGAUUUAGGCCCUUUGAUGGAUCCCAAGCGGUUGGCAGAUCAAGCUGUAGACUUGAACUUGAAGCUGAUGCGAUGGAGGAUUUUACCCGAAAUCAAUCUGGAGAAAGUAAGCUCAACCAGAUGCUUGCUAUUAGGUGCAGGAACGUUGGGAUGUUACGUAGCACGAACACUCUUGGGAUGGGGAGUGCGAAAGAUCACUCUUGUUGAUUCUUCAACUGUUUCGUUUUCCAAUCCUGUUCGACAGCCUUUGUUUGAAUUCAGCGAUUGCUUGGAAGGAGGAAAGCCAAAAGCUGAAUGUGCCGCGAACGCUUUACGAAGAAUAUACCCUGGUGUAGAGGCAGAAGGACAUCAAAUCAAUAUACCCAUGCCGGGACACCCAAUACCGAAAGGAAACGUUGAACAAGUCAAAAAAGAUGUUGAAUCUCUGCAAGACCUCUUCGAUUCACACGAUGCUGUUUAUCUGUUGAUGGAUUCAAGAGAGAGCCGUUGGCUGCCAACCGUACUGGGUGCAGUUAAAUCAAAGAUGGUAUUCAAUACUGCUUUGGGAUUUGAUACCUUCUUGGCUAUGCGCCAUGGAGCAAGUCCAAAAGAGCAUGCUUCAACAAGUUCAACUCGAUUGGGCUGUUAUUUCUGCAAUGAUGUUGUCGCACCUACAGAUUCUCUUACCGAUCGUACUUUGGAUCAAAUGUGUACAGUCACAAGACCAGGACUGGCUUCUGUUGCUAGCGCAACUACUGUGGAGAUGAUGGUCUCCAUUUUGCAACAUCCUCUUGGCUUUCGAGCUCCAGCUUAUAUCGCCCCGAACGCCUCAGGAUCCAAAGCGACUGUCCCUGAUGCAGAUUCGUCCUCGUCAGACUCGAUUUUAGGACGCCUUCCGCAUCAAAUUCGCGGAUCUCUUUUCAAUUUCCAAAAUCUUCUCAUUCAUGGACCUGCUUAUGAUCGUUGCACGGCUUGUAGCGAGACAGUGAUCGACACAUACGCCAAAGAAGGAUUUGAGAUGAUUCAAAAAGCCUGCAAUGAUGAGGAAUACUUGCGUCAUUUGACAGGUCUUGAUCAAUUGUACGAUGCCACAGAUGAGAUCGAAGUAGAAUGGGAUGAAGAAGAAGGAUCUUUCGAAGACGAUUAA